This is a messenger RNA of Vicugna pacos (alpaca), 4221 nucleotides long. It is a transcript of the gene LRRC28, whose product is annotated as leucine rich repeat containing 28. Gene Ontology annotation, molecular function: protein binding. Gene Ontology annotation, cellular component: cytoplasm. Lineage: Eukaryota; Metazoa; Chordata; Mammalia; Artiodactyla; Camelidae. The record is from RefSeq and is a predicted model, not a curated record.
CUCCCCCAACUCCCUCAAGUGAGGGUUCCGCCCCGCUCCGCCCCUCGUCGCCCGCGCCCCUCCCCAUCCCCCGCCCGGCGCCCCGCCCCGUUCGCCGAGCCUCGGCUUGCCGUCCAGCGUCCCUGCGCCCGGGAGCGCUGGCUCUGCCGGCGCCGAGAAAUGAAUCAAGUGGAUUUUAAGAAGAUGUAGUGCCGCAGCUUGCCUGAUGGGAUAUUUUCAGUCAUGGCAUCCGAACUUUGUAAGACGAUCUCUGUGGCAAGGCUGGAAAAGCACAAGAAUUUGUUCUUAAAUUACAGGAAUCUGCAGCAUUUCCCAUUGGAGUUACUGAAAGAUGAGGGACUACAGUACUUGGAGAGACUCUAUAUGAAAAGGAACUCCCUUACAACCUUGCCAGAAAACCUUGCUCAGAAGCUCCCAAACCUUGUGGAACUGUAUCUUCACUCAAAUAACAUAGUUGUUGUUCCAGAAGCCAUCGGGUCCCUUGUAAAACUGCAGUGUUUGGAUCUUAGUGACAAUGCCUUAGAAAUUGUUUGCCCAGAAAUCGGUCGUCUGAGAGCUUUACGUCAUCUUCGAUUAGCUAACAACCAACUGCAAUUCCUACCUCCAGAGGUUGGCGAUUUGAAGGAGCUGCAGACACUAGACAUUUCUACCAAUCGUUUGCUAACUUUACCCGAGAGGCUUCACCUGUGCCUUUCUCUGCAGUACCUCACCGUGGACCGAAAUCGUCUAUGGUGUGUGCCCCGCCAUCUUUGCCAGCUGCCCAGCCUCAAUGAGCUCUCCAUGGCUGGAAACCGUCUUGCAUUUUUGCCACUUGAUUUAGGUCGAUCUCGAGAACUACAGUAUGUGUACGUGGAUAACAACAUUCACCUGAAAGGCUUGCCUUCCUAUCUGUACAACAAAGUCAUCGGGUGCAGUGGCUGCGGUGCUCCCAUUCAAGUUUCCGAGGUGAAGCUGCUUUCCUUUUCAUCAGGGCAACUCACCGUUUUCCUCCCUGCUGAAGUGAAGGCCAUCGGGACGGAGAACGAUCAUGUCCUGCCUCUGCAAGAGCUGGCCAUGAGGAGUCUGCAUCACACCUACCACAGCUUUCUGAAAGAUUUGAACUUUCUGUCUCCAGUCUCAUUACCCAGAAGUCUCCUGGAGCUGCUGCACUGCCCCCUGGGGCACUGUCACCGGUGUAGUGAGCCCAUGUUCACCAUCGUCUACCCUAAGCUCUUUCCCCUGAGAGAGACGCCAAUGGCAGGGCUGCACCAGGGGUAAUCAUGCCUAAGUGGGCACCACGGCUUACACCUGGGAGGACGACUGUGAGUUUUGUGGCUUACUGCUGCUCCACCCAGUGUCUGCAGACUUUUGACCUACUGAGCUGAUAAACACUCAAGAGCCUCAGGAGUGUGGCCAGCUUGACAGCAGUCACCUGCACAUUGCACACCAUUUGUGCAGCAGAGAGAGGGGACAGUCCAGCCAGGCCCAACUGGCCCCUCCCUACAGCCUGUCCUGUCAGACUCGGGGACUGCAGAGCUCUGGAAAUGUCCUGACAGAGCUUCACAGCUGAAAUGCCUUCACCCUCCCCCCAAGUUGGAAUAUAUCCUUCCCCAAACUGAAGACCGUCUGUCUUCUGUGUUUUUCUUUUUAUGUGAGUGUGUCUCAUACGCAGGGUAUUUACGCGGAUUUAUACACGCGGACUGAUGCGCGUCCCCAAGUCUAAUUUAGAGCAGGUUUCAGUUCCCUGAAGAACUAUAAUUUGGUGAUACAACCAAAUUAACUUUUGAACACACGAACCUUCAAUGAUACUUGUAACCUUCUCCUUUCUCUUUCUUUCCCCGGAGAAUUAUUUCCCUCAGAGGUUUUCCUCCAUGUUUUUAACGAAUUUCAGCAAACCCUGUGGGCUCAAUAGUAUUGAGCAGCAUUGUGUGUGUUGGGGUUGGGGUUGGGUUUGGGGGCCUUGGGGGGUGGUACCUGAGUUGGCAGCCAAGUUAGACUCCAGUAGAGGCGUCAGAGGGGUCCUAACACACAUAUAUAGAAAGUUAUAUAAAGUUUUGCAAUGUAUUAAGAGAAUUUUGUGAGGGAUUUUAAAAAUUAAAAUGUAGAUUAUAAAUGAAGCACACACUUACUUUGAAAGGCUAUUUACAGAAAAAUAAUUUUUGAAUUCCUUUGUUUCUUGAUAAGGUUUUUUUUUAAUAUGAGAAAAGUUUGAGGGACUAUUUGAGGCUUUAAAAGAUCUGAUCCUUAUCUUCCCAAAGUUAAACACUUUCUAGCUACUGAAAAGGGGAGAGAAAAAGACACAUCAAAAUAUGACCUCUGGUGUUUCUUGUUAGAUGGGCUUAUGGUUAAAUUUAUAUUGACUUUGAAAUAUUUUUGUUAUAUGUGGUAAACUGGCUUUAGCUACUUCUAACUAGUUUUUACACAAGGUGAUUCUAAGUACAGCCUGGGCACAUUCAUUUAAAUACCUGGUGCAUUAGAUAAUCUUCAUUUUUGACCCUAGAUUUCUUAUGUACUUGACACACUGUUGUCCAGAUACCACUGAGAAGACACAGGAAAAGCAGGUCCAAAUUCAGCCUUGGACUUUUUCAAAAAGGCCAUAGAUGGAAAGUGUGAGCUUGUGCUUUGACAGGAGAUAAUGCUCUUAAUGGAGCACUCACAUAUUUGCUCUUCCUUUGAAAGGAUGGCAUUUUAGUGUUGCUUUGCCACCAGAUGUUCAUCUGGUUGCUGCGAAGUGAUUCUUUUUUUACUUUGUUUAAAAAAAAAUUCAAUUAUACGGAGUUUUUUGUAAGGCAAGAUUAAAAGGGAACUAAGGUUUACUUGGUAGGAAAAUUUAUUUAAAAAAAAUUUCAGACUUGUCAAAAUUUUGGUUUACAGCAUUUUAUUAGCUGCCCUAAAUCUGUGAUGCUAGGCUCUAACUGCUAAAAAUCCUACAUAGUUACUGACGAAUGUGUGAUCUUUUCACAGUCACACCACCUGCUGCCCGGAAAACAGACUAUCUGUAUAGAAUGGUGAAGGCAGAACAUCACCAACUGUAUUUCCACUGUUCUCACUUCCUCUUGUCCCUUUCAUAGCUGGCCUGCUCAGCCUUAACAUUUCAAAGGCUUACAGGAUAAUAGGAACUGAAGAUCUGUAUCAAAAUGUAACACUUCUUUCAUCCUUCAGAAUAAUUGAAGUUUUAGCGUAACCUCUACAUGUACAUAAACCGCGAGGUGAAAAAUGUGGAAUGAAACUUCACAAAUGCGGUUCAGGCCUAAGUGGAUGCUGCCUAUCAUUUAAGUGACAGUAAAUAUUUUUCAGUAUCUUUCUACUUCACCCUCUGUGAUCAUAUGUCUUAAAAUGGAGCUAUGAAAUUUGCUAACCUGAUAUUCAGGAUUCUUGUCAGACGAGGAUAUGUAAUAGUUUAAGCUUGUCUGAAAUUUUACGUAGAUCCUUACAAUCCACGCAGCCUUUCUGUACCUGUUAUAAACAAUGUAUGUUGAACUCCAGCAGAGGGCUGGGCAGGCAACCUUUGGCCAGUCUCAACUUUAAUCUUUGGUGCAGCACCCAGCUUAAUUAGUGAGAAGUGGAAUUUUUUAUUCGGCUUCUUUGGUGCUGUUCAUUUUAAAAAUUUUAUACUGGAUUCACUGAUGUCAUUCUUAACCUUUUGAUAUUAUGAAAGAGUGUUAUAGAUUGGAGAAAAACUGUCUACAUUUUAAGUAUUUGAAUAGUGUCCAGGGUCUUGCAGAAAAUUCUGAAUUUAUUAUACAUGUGUUUUCUUUAGCAGCAGUUAUAAUAGAUAGAGAAAUAUUUCAUGCAGUUAUAAUAGUGCAAAAAAUGUGAAUUACUUGGAAAAUAUGGUCUGUUCAGGUAAGUUUACAUCAAUAAUCUGACACGUGGUUAACAGUAAAUUUUAAAGUCCAGGAUACCCUGUUGGGCAUAGGUCCUCUUAUGAUACAGUAGAAAGGGGGUCCAUUUUAAGUGGAUUACCUUAUCUGUGUUCUUCAAAAUACCUAAUUGUUAUCAUACCAAAAUCUUUAAUUACAUAGAUUGUGUAGAUGAAAUGUUGCAUCUUCAAUGAAUAAAAUAUAUAUUUUUAGCACACUUUAACAUUUUUUUAAAUGAUCAAUACACAAAAGAGCCCUGACUAGUGGAGGAUCAACUCUGGUUAAUAGAAAAGAAUGAUGAACUCCUUUGUUAUCUUGUUAUCUGGCCCUCCUUUUCUGGAAAAGUGAAGUCUGCAUUAAACAUCUUUUGGUCAAUGUA